Styela clava is the source of this 4063-nucleotide messenger RNA. RefSeq lists its product as uncharacterized. Gene Ontology annotation, biological process: G protein-coupled receptor signaling pathway; cell surface receptor signaling pathway. The record is from RefSeq and is a predicted model, not a curated record. Lineage: Eukaryota; Metazoa; Chordata; Ascidiacea; Stolidobranchia; Styelidae. Gene Ontology annotation, molecular function: G protein-coupled receptor activity. Gene Ontology annotation, cellular component: membrane.
CAAAAUCUUUAAGAAAAUACAUCAAUCAGGGCGGUUGUAUCGUCUUUUAUGUGUUUUUUUUAUAAAAAAAAAAACAUCUGGUAAUUAAUAUUGGAAUCCUACGAAGUUGUCUACAAGAUCGAUGGCCCCACCACUCGGCUUUAUUUUUAUUGCUCUCAGUUCAUUAGGAUUAUGCGCUGAAACUGCCAACGUGACAUGCGGUGAAAGAGUGGAGUUUACAUGCAACCAAACAGAUUCGAACGGAGCCUGCAGUAACCUGACAGAAAUAAUAUCAUUCGGAAACUGGACUGCAGAUGAAGAUGGAUUCAUUGGAAACGUCACGGUAACUUCAGCAAGAACAAAGGAUUUUCUUCAGCCAAAUACUGGAACAAGAACCUGGGUAUCAGCAACAGGACAAAAUUGCAGUAUCGAUCCAUGUACGGAACCCAACCCGUGUCUUAACGGAAAAUGUACUCCGUUGGAUGGAGGACCUAAAUUAUUUGAGUGCGAUUGUAACAAUGGUUAUUCAGGAGAUUGGUGUGAAGUACCUGACAAGUGUGGAGAAUCGAAAUGUGACGAAAAUGCAGACUGCAGAGACGAAAAAUGUUAUUGCAGAGAUGGAUAUGGUGGAGAAGGAACUUACUGUACACCCGUUUGCACUGAUAUAUCGUUCACCAAUACGGAUAAAUUUGAAGGAUGUGCAGGAGUCGGAAAAUUAGAUUUUAAGAGCGUAUUUGAUAAUCAAAGACAAUAUUCAAACCAGAGGUGCAAUAAUUCCGAACCUCGUCCAAUCGGUUACAUUGAUUGUGUAACUAUUGUUGAAGACGGCAAGAAUGUAUCAAAAUUUGAUACUAACUCAUUGAAGUGCUUGGAAUGCAACGCAACCAUUCAAAACACUAUAAUCAGACCGGAGGAAGCGGAAAAUCUCACUAGCGAUGUGGUCAAAGAAUACGUUGAAAAGCUACAAAUAUUGACUGAACCACCAAAUAAACCUGAACAAGAUAUUACUGAGGUGGUAGAAAGCUUAGAGACAAUUUCUAAAAUACUGGUUGAAAGCAAUACCGGUGAACUGAAUGAAACUAAGCCCAAAAUACAGAUCGACAUCCCAACAAUGCAAAACGUGUUGUUGAUUGUAAGUCACAUAGGAAAAGAACUCCCAAAUGUUGACACGAAUUCAAAGGUGACCAGGGACGAUCUUGAACCAACGGCAGAUUUUUCAGAAAAAGAUCAAAAUGUCAAAACACAAACUCAAAAAGGUGUAAAGAUUAUCGAUGAUUUUGCUCGAGCUGUGAAUCUCACUGGACGAAACGAAAUUGAAAUCGUGACAAACAACAUGUCUCUUGUGAUCUCGGAGCCACCGGAAGAUGUAGAACUUGUGUACGAACCGGAAGCUUUUGUGCCCGAAUCUGAGGCCGAUAAAGAAACCAGUGGCAAGCCCGAAUCUGAGUCACAGGUAGCAAAGAAAAAGACUAUAACGUUGACGAUACCAAAGGAUGCCGUCGCAAAAAUGAGAAAACUGGCUCUUGCAUCUGGGAGCAAAACCAUGCGUGUUGUACUGGUAUUGUACCAAGAUGCCAGAAUGUUAACAUUUGAUAAACGAACUGGAAAGGUUAUACAAGCAUCAUACAAAUCGGGAGACGAAACAGAAAGCGGGCCAACAUCCAUCGGAACCUCAUUUAGUCUCCGAUUUAGUGAGCCCAACAAAAAAACUCCAACUCAGGAAAAACAGCUGGAACAUACAAACAUGAAAAUUGUUGAAACCUAUUUUUGUGUAUUUUACGAUUUUAUGCUACAAGACUGGUCUGACGAAGGAUGCACAUUCGAUACAGAAAAAUGGAAGGAAUUUGAUGUCUAUGAGUGCAGCUGUACCCAUUUCACUAGUUUCGCUCUUUUACUGCGUAUAACAAAAGUGCUUGAUGACUUCUCCACAGAUUACUACAGUAUAGUCCUUUGUUCAAUAUCAGUGGUUUGUCUUGUGAUCACUGUUAUUAUUUAUCUUUCUGUUCGUGAUCUGAGAGUCCGUCGCCCAACUCCCAUCAUGGUAAAUAUCUGUCUGAAUUUGGUGAUUGGGUUUUUGUUCUUUCUCGUUGGGAUGGACGGAAAAAGGAAAAAUUUUUCCGACGCGGCAUGUUACACAUCAGCAAUCAUAAUGCAUAUAAGUUUUCUAGGCUCGUGGUUUUGGAUGUUGAUUUACUCAUUGAACAUGUACUACGCCCUAGUAAAGAUUGUAGGUGCCUCUCCUCUCGUCAGCAAGAAGGCGUUUAUGUACACUCUUGGAUAUGGUGUACCUGUGUUAAUUGUCGUGAUCGAUCUCAUCGUAUCUUUGGAAGUGGAUAAAACCAGAGGAAUGAACGAUUCCUCAUUCGAAAAAAGUUACAUUGCAACACACAUUUGCUGGAUUCGUCAUCUGUCUAUGUACAUUGCUUUCACUGGUCCUGUCGGCGUCAUUCUGUUUAUAAAUAUGAUAUUGUUUUUCAUAAUUAUACGGAAACUGACUUGGAAAAGACAAGAAAUUCAGUCAACUAAAGAAAGGGCGAAUUUAAACCAGCAGAUCCUAAUGGCAAUAACAAUGAUGUCAAUGAUGGGAUUGACUUGGAUCUUUGGUUACCUAAUGCUCGUAUCAGAAGACCCAGGCUACCAGACAGCACUAGAAGUACUGUUCAACAUAUUCAAUACAUGCCAGGGAAUAGUGAUAUUUUGUAUGAGCUGUGUGAGACAAAAAGGAGUCCGUGAUUUGUGGGUCGGACCGAUUCGAAGAUUUUUCGGAUGUCAUCAACGGAAGAAGGCCAAAGGUAUGAAAACCCUCAAUGAAUCGACGACCAAUGCAUCCCAAGGAUAUACUGGAAUGACGACGCUUCCUCGCUUGAGCAAAGAUGUUAAUUCUACCACCGCCUUGUAACUAUAUAGUAAGCUUUGAAUCGCAUGAGGUAUAUUGGUGUUUGGAAAAAUAACUUUUUACCAACUUGUUUUUGAACCAAAAUUGAUAAGUACUAAUAUAACGAUUUUGAAUCACUCGCCAAUAUUGAGACAAGAAUUUCAUCGUAUACAUUUCACGUGGAUGAACCCUCGCAAAUAAAAAACACCGAGAACUUUAUUUACUUCUAUAACAAACUAUAUUAACCACUAAUAAAUUUCAGUUGCCUCUCAUUAUGAUACGUCUGUAUGCUUUCUAUAUUUUUCAUUUGAAUGCAGUUAUUGAUAUUUUGUGUUUACUCACAUAUUAUUAUGUGAAUAUAAGUAUAACGUUAGGUAAAAGUUCAGAUCUUUGUUCAUGUGAAGUUUUUGAAAUUAAGUUUCAAUUAAAGUAAAAUUUGUGACUUCAUUCUUUGUUAAUUUAUAUGGGUUUUUGUAAAAUAUUAUAAGAAUUUAAUGAUAAAACGUAACAAUUAGAAAACAGUAUCGAACCAUCGAAUUAUUAUGUAAAAUGACAGUGGAAAAAAUCUAUACUACAUUUGUUGGAAUAACUCAGUUAGUUAUGAGAAAAAUUGCACGGUAUAAACCAAAUCAGUAAUAAAAUUACAGAAUUUGACAGGCAAUGUAAAACAAGAUGAACAUUUAUAUUUUGAUAAGUAUCAAAUAUAAACCGAAAAAUAGUUUAAGAAUUUACUUGGUCAUUUUACGAAAAUUUAGUAGCGCUUUAUUUAUUAGUUUAUACUAUUACUCACAUUUUUAUCAGGAUUUUCUGAUUUUUAUUAGUAUUCUUUUGCUCCAACGUUGUUUUUGGACGAAGCGUCAAAAUAGAUCUAUAAACAUUGAGCGUUCCAGUAUAUAUAUAUAAUGAAAAUAUAACAAAUGCUUUUGAGUGAAAUUUUAGACUCUUUUCUCUAUUAAAUAAAUCAAUGCGGCACUGUUAAGUGCGCACCCAUCAAUGUAUUUAAAAUGUCAUCGGCUUAUAUCGCCCUCGUUCUUUAAAGCAGUACUAUAUAAGAGAAGAUCGUUAUAUAUAUUCUAUUAUUAAUUAUACAACACAUUACGUUGUUUUAUGCAUUACGUUGUUUUUCAAGUUAUUUUAGUUUUUGAAAUCAAAUGUAAAAAGUAUAAUUUUGUUUGUAAUAUAAGUGAUUAUUCCGCAGUUCAAGGUAAA